UAUAAGAUCAAAUUGUGUGGAAGUUUUAUCAAACAGCAGCUGCUGAUCUGUUCUCUGGUUCUUUGUGCUGUUUGGUGCAGAAGUAGUCAUGAUGGCUCUAUGUGUUAUGAAGUCCUCCUGGAUUGUCUUUCUUCUCUUCAGCCUUGGAGCUUGUAUUCCAGUAAAACAGGGUCAAAGUGGAACAGGUUCACUUUCUGGAUUUGGAACUGCUAGCUCUGGAUAUUCUGGUUCUGGAUCCGACAUGAAUCUCUUUGACCAGCAGCUUGCCAGCAUUGCUCACUUUGUUGCUGAAAUCUUGCGCUUCAUGCCCAACCGUCCUUUCCCACGUGAUGCCUGGACCUCUGACCAGGUCCCUCUUGGCACAGUUGAGCAGCGCCCUCUGUACCCUUCUUCCCAUGUGGUUAAGACCAGCAGUGGCUACCAAAGAGCUCGGGACUUCAACUCUGAUGCCAAGUACACCGAAGACUUCUUCGAUCACAUUAAUGUAGAUGGAGGAAAACAAGAAGGCUCCUCAGAAACUGGAUCUAAAGGACAGAAGGGCUACUGAGGUACUAUGGCAUCAAUCAUUGUAGAUGUAAUAAAUUUGUCGCACUUAA
Molecule: messenger RNA, 596 nt
Organism: Oryzias latipes (Japanese medaka)
Lineage: Eukaryota; Metazoa; Chordata; Actinopteri; Beloniformes; Adrianichthyidae
Source: RefSeq, a predicted model, not a curated record